AUGGUUGGGGAAAAUGGUGCGAAACAGUGGUUUAUUGAGCUUGCUAAAGCUGAUACUAGCGGAGAUUAUGGAAAGGCAUUGAAAAUUGCUAAUAAAAUAUUGCGGAUGUAUCCAAAAGAGACAUUAGCAUUCAAAUGUAAAUUGGUGGCAUUAAUACAUCUUGGACAGUUGGAUGAGGCACUUACUCUGAUCAAAAAGACACCACCGAAUCAUAUGGGAGAAUGUUUAUUUGAAAAAGCUUAUAUUUUGUAUCGAUUGCAAGAUGAUGCUGGUGCUUUAGAGGCGUUGGAUAAAGCUUCAUUUGAUGAUUACCGCUGCAUGGAACUUAAAGCACAGCUCUUGUAUCGAAGGGAACGUUUUAAUGAAGCUUCGAGCAUAUUUACGGCACUGUUAAAAGAUCAUUCGGAUGAUUAUGAUGCAGAACGUUGUGCGAAUAUGACUGCAACGACUGCUCACUUGCAGGCCAGUGGUCUCCAACAGCAGCCUCCAACACAUUUAGACACUUUUGAGCAGAUGUAUAAUAGUGCAUGUCAGUUGAUUGAAGCAGGAGAAUAUGCCCAAGCACUACGAUUCCUUGAAAAAGCUGAAAGCGUGUGCAGCGAUACAUUAGUAGAAGAAGGUUUGUCAGACGACGAAAUUGAGGAAGAGCUGUCUGUGAUACGAGUUGAGAAAGCAUUUGUUCUUCAGAUGCUGGGCAAAAAAGAAGAUGCAUUGAAAAUUUACUUGCGCGUGCAAGAUCUGAAUCCGUCAGAUAAGAGCGUCAUUGCCGUAAUCGCAAAUAACAUACCAUCAUGUCGCGUGGAACAGAAUCUCUUGGAAGCUCGAAAAAAACUAAAAACUGCAUUGCAAGUUGAGAGUUCUAAAUUGACGAUUCGACAGCGACGUACUCUUUUAUUAAAUCAGGCUUUAGUGCACCUGUGUUCAAAUCAGCGGGAGCCAUGUCGUCGAUUACUUGAAGAAUAUAAGAAGAAGUAUGGUAUUUCCACAGAGUUGGCACUCAUGGAAGCAGCACUCCUUGUUCGCUUGAAGGAGUUUCACAAAGCAUUUGAUAUUCUUGCAAAAGAUUCGUCAAAUGAAGCAAAGUUAAUGGGAGUGCAAAUCCUGUUAGAUGAAGGGAGGAUGGAAGAUGCCGCUAAUGCUUUGGAUGCAUUACCUUCGGAUUUGUUAUCUUGUCCAGCAAUCAUACAGUUGAAAGUUGCACUUUUGUUAGUCACAAACCAGCACAAUGUGGCAUUGAAUCUCUUGAAAUCCUCACUAAACUUGGCUAGAACGGAAAAUAUUAGAAUUGCAAUGUUAGAAGAGGUUGCCGCACUUAAUGCUCUAGUGGGAGAUCAUCGUUCCGCUGCUGAGUGUUAUGAAAAGCUCCUAAAACUUCGUCCAGACGAUGUGAAUUUAACGUGUCAUUUAAUCAAAUCGUACUCAACAUUCGAUACACAGCGAGCUGAAGAGUUGUCGACAAAAACAUUUCCACGAAGAACUGGUGAGAAACUUGAUGUUAACGCUCUCGAAAAUUCUGGUAGCAUGCUGUAUAGUGAACGUUAUCGUCAGAAAAAAGAAAUCAAGAUAGAAGUACCUGAUUCGGAGAUCGUCACUGGUAAAAGAAAAUCUCGAAAACGUAAGCGAAAGAUUAUUUUACCAAAAAAUUUCGAUCCUAAAGUCCCUCCAGAUCCAGAACGUUGGCUGCCUAAACAAGAACGUACUGCGUUCAAGAAGAAGUUUAAUAAGAAACAUCGUGAACGUGAAAUCAGCCGAGGCACGCAAGGAGCAAUUAAUUCCUCUCCCAUACUAGAAGUAAUGACUACUACACCAAAGGGGAGCAGUUCACCUCAUCAGACAGGUUCAUCGAUGGGUUUGGAAGGCCCACGUCAACAAAGACCAUCUGGUCAGCAACCCAAAAAGAAAAAGAAAAAGACGGGUGGUAAAUGGUGA
Messenger RNA from Thelazia callipaeda (thelaziosis nematode), 1929 nucleotides. Lineage: Eukaryota; Metazoa; Nematoda; Chromadorea; Rhabditida; Thelaziidae. The record is from the annotation of a GenBank genome assembly.